Messenger RNA from Coffea arabica (coffee), 309 nucleotides. RefSeq names its product monothiol glutaredoxin-S6-like. NCBI's taxonomy places the organism in Eukaryota, Viridiplantae, Streptophyta, Magnoliopsida, Gentianales, Rubiaceae. The record is from RefSeq and is a predicted model, not a curated record.
AUGGAAACAGUGAGGAGAUUGGGGUCAGAAAAGCCAGUUGUGAUCUUCAGCAAGAGCAACUGCUGCAUUUCCCAUGCUAUCAAGAUGCUGAUAAGAAGCUUUGGGGCGAAUCCUACGGUUUAUGAGCUUGAUCAUCACCCGAAAGGAAGGGAUAUUGAGAAUGCAUUGCUAACAUUAGGAUGUAAUCCUAGUGUUCCUGCUGUUUUCAUAGGGAAGCUGUUUGUUGGCGGUUCCACUGAGGUUCUGAGCCUCAACAUUCGAGGCAAGUUGAAACCGUUGCUUAUCGAAGCCAACGCUAAAUGGAUGUGA